Musa acuminata AAA Group (dessert banana) is the source of this 1861-nucleotide messenger RNA. RefSeq names its product ethylene-responsive transcription factor CRF2-like. Gene Ontology annotation, molecular function: DNA binding; DNA-binding transcription factor activity. Gene Ontology annotation, biological process: regulation of DNA-templated transcription. The coding region runs from base 330 to 1334 and encodes 334 amino acids. Lineage: Eukaryota; Viridiplantae; Streptophyta; Magnoliopsida; Zingiberales; Musaceae. The transcript has a single exon. The record is from RefSeq and is a predicted model, not a curated record.
UAGUGUAUCUACUUUUUGGGCGCUGUUGAUGUUGUUGGUGGUGGUGGUGACGCUAUCCGGUCCGACUUUAUUCGCCUCGGCAGUGGGAUAUCAGAGGAUUCGCCCUUUUGCAGUCUCCCAUUUGUGCGUUUUGCUUGGGCUCUUUCUUAAUCUUCUUCCAUGUUUCUGCUUUUACUUUUUCUCCUUGCUUUUUUGGCGUGGAAAAGGUUGGAUUUUUAUGGUUUAAUGGCUUUGGUUGUGGAACAGGGUGAAGGCACAGCACCUGCGCAUAUAAAGUGAAGUGAAGAGGGGGAGCAGAGCGAAGCAAGCUAUUGCUGCUGCUGAGAGCGAUGGAGACGACGCUUUUGGUGCCCAUCACGCGCACGGAGCACGUCGACGUGACCCAGAAGCCCGUCUCGCCGCCGCGGGCGAAGCGAGGGCCACGCCCCGCGCCGCCCCGCACCGUGCGCAUCUUCUGCGACGACUUUGACGCUACCGACUCCUCUGGCGACGACGACCUGACCUGCCGGUCCCGCCGCCGAGUCCGCCGCUACGUCCAGGAGAUACGGCUCGAGGCCCGCCCCUCCUACUCCGGCAGGAGCAGCAAGGCGCCGCAGGGCGCUCCCGCGAGGAAGAGGAAGCCCGCUGUCACAGACGCCGGUGAUGGGAACGGGGACGGGAACGUGAAGCGGUUCCGCGGCGUUCGACGGCGGCCGUGGGGGAAGUACGCCGCGGAGAUCCGCGACCCGUGGCGGCGGGUUCGAGUGUGGCUCGGCACGUUCAACACCGCCGAGGAGGCCGCCAUGGUGUACGACUCCGCCGCCAUCCAGCUCCGCGGCCCCGGCGCCAUCACUAACUUCUCCCGCACCCCUGCCCAGCCGCUGAAGAAGAACCUUUCCGACAACAACCUCUCCUCCUCCAUUUGCGGCGGGUACGACUCCGGCGACGAGUCGCGCAACCUCUCCUCCCCGACCUCAGUCCUCGGCGGCUUCCCUUCCUCCUCCUCCUUCUCCUCCUCCAUUUCCUCCUCUUCCUUCUCUCCCUCGCCCUCCGCCUCCGGCAAGGAACCACCGCCGGGGCCUCAACCCGCCAGCGAGAGAUGCUUACCGGAGGAGCUGCUCGGCGACUCCAUGCCGUUCGAGGGGGUGCCGCUACUCUUCGACGACUUCCUCCGCGGCUCAGAGCCGGGCUACUUCGACUACUCGGCGCCGAUCGGCUUCCUGGCGGUUGAGCCGAGCGACGGCGUCAUCGGCGCGCGGAGAGACAUCGACCUAAGCCAAUCCACGUGGCAGAGCGAUGACUGUUUCGAGGACAUCGGCGACUUAUUCCCGAUCGACCCUCUCCCCGCCCUCUAAUCGCGGGCGAGUCAUCGGCCCGUUAAGGCGUCGUGGCGGCCAGAGCGGCGAAAAAGGCGGCUUCUUUUUCCUUUUCCUAUUUAUACAUGUUCUCGACGACGGUUACGUCAGUUAACGGCGACGGAACGGAAAUGAGGCAGUGAGUGCAAUUGUUUUUCCUUCGUUUUGUUUAUUGGUAUGUAUAAGAAAGAGAUGGGGAGGGUGUCAUCUUAAAAGGGGCGGUUAAAGUGGGAUAUCGGUGGGGGUCAUUUUGAGGACAAAGGCUGGCUUUGGGUGGUGAUUACUUCUUCUCUUUUACUGUCAAAAGUGACUCAACUCUCCACCCCAUGGAUUGGGUGGGAAGCAUGCAUGGCCUUUAGUAGUUUUUAUCUUCCAAAGCAUAGCCUCUGUGACCCGUCUGUGCUCGUUUGAUGGCCAUGGCCCUCUCUGUUGUCACAGUUGCUCCAAGUGUCCUCCUUCCUCCUGAUAACCUCAAGGAACAUGGAUUAACUCUUGAUAUGACUUGUUGAGACACAGUGUUCUGUACA